CAUGCUCAGUACCAAGGACUCGGGUUGGCCUCCUAGGCGGAAGCGGGUCCCUGAGAGUUUGUGUGUUCUUCCCAGGGUUCUCCGCGCUACCGUUAUGGUCGCCUCCUUGUGCCGGUGUCCGCACAUGGGGUUCUAGGGCUGUGGAUGUGCUUACAGGAACUGUCGCCACUACUCUUCGACGUCUUUGGACCCUCUUCCUUUCACUUUCUUUUGUUGACUCCUGUGUGACCCUCGUAGGACUCUGUUUUGGUUGCACCGAUAUCUGAGGUGAUGUGGACCCCGGAGCUGGCCCUACUGAGGGGCUUCCCCACUGAGGCUGAGCUGCAGCAGUGGAAGCAAGAGGGAGUCGCCGGUUCGGAGAGUGGAUCUUUCCUACAAUUGCUGCUAGAAGGGAACUAUGAGGCCAUAUUCUUAAAUUCAUUGACUCAAAGUAUUUUAAAUUCAGCAACGAUGACUGAAGAAAAGAUUGACAGCUACCUAGAGAAGCAGAUAGUAACAUUCCUGGAUUACUCAACAGAUUUGGACAAAACCAGAAGACAACAGCUGAUAUUCCUACUUGGUGUGAGCAGUUUGCAACUUUUUGUUCAGAGUAACUGGACGGGGCCUCUUGUUGAUUUACACCCUCAGGAUUUUUUGCCGUCUGUUUUGUUCCAGCAGUUUAGUGAGGUCAAAGGACUGGAUGCACUCGUUCUGAGUUUGCUCAUUCUAGAUGGUGAAUCAAUCUACAACCUGACCUUGAAGCCUAUACUGCUAUUAUUAGCACGAAUUUCCCUAGUGAAUGUAAGACAUAGGCUGACAGCUAUUCAGAGCUUGCCAUGGUGGACUUUGAGAUGUGUGAAUAUUCACCAGCAAUUGCUUGAGGAACGCUCACCUCAGCUCUUUGCUCUUGCUGAAGACUGUAUUGAUCAAGUGAUGAAACUAGAGGAUCUGUUUGUAGAUGAUUCAGGUCGAUAUUUGGCUGUUCAGUUCCAUCUGGAAUGUGCAUAUAUAUUUUUAUAUUAUUAUGAAUAUAAAAAAGCAAAAGAUCAGUUCAAUAUUGCUAAAGAGAUCUGCAGAUUACAAAUUGAUUUGACAGGUGCUUUGGGAAAAAGGACACGGUUCCAGGAAAAUUACGUGGCCCAACUUAUUCUAGAUGUAAGAAGGGAAGGAGCUGUGUUUUCAAAUUAUGAAUUCACUCCAGCACCCACUCCUCAGGAAUAUUUAACCAAGAAUAUUGAGCUCAAUGAUGAUACUGUUCUAAAUGAGAUAAAGUUAGCAGAUUGUGAACAGUCUCAGAUGCCUGACCUGUGUGCUGAAGAGCUUGCUGUUAUCCUUGGAAUCUGCACAAAUCUCCAAAAGAAUAACCCAGUGCAUAAGUUAACUGAAGAGGAGCUGCUGGCAUUUACAUCCUGUUUGCUUUCACAACCCAAGUUCUGGGCCAUUCAGACAUCAGCUUUGAUCCUCCGGACAAAACUUGAGAGAGGAAGCACACGCCGAGUGGAACGGGCAAUGAGGCAGACACAGGCUCUUGCAGACCAAUUUGAAGAUAAGACUACGUCUGUAUUGGAACGUCUGAAGAUUUUCUAUUGCUGUCAAGUGCCACCUCAUUGGGCCAUUCAGCGCCAGCUUGCAAGUCUACUCUUUGAGUUGGGAUGUACCAGUUCAGCCCUUCAGAUAUUUGAGAAGCUAGAAAUGUGGGAAGAUGUUGUCAUUUGUUAUGAAAGAGCUGGGCAGCAUGGGAAGGCAGAAGAAAUCCUCAGGCAAGAGCUGGAGAAAAAAGAAACACCAAGUCUAUACUGCUUGCUUGGAGAUGUCCUUCGAGAGCACUCUUACUACGACCAGGCCUGGGAGUUGUCUCAGCACCGCAGUGCUCGCGCCCAGCGCUCCAAAGGCCUCCUCCAUCUGCGAAGCAAAGAGUUUAAAGAAUGUGUGGAGUGCUUUGAACGCUCGGUGAAGAUUAAUCCCAUGCAGCUCGGGGUGUGGUUUUCUCUGGGCUGUGCCUAUCUGGCCUUGGAAGACUAUGGAGGUUCAGCAAGGGCAUUUCAGCGCUGUGUGACUCUAGAACCUGACAACGCUGAAGCUUGGAACAAUUUAUCAACUUCUUAUAUCCGAUUAAAACAAAAAGUGAAAGCUUUUAGAACUUUACAAGAAGCCCUCAAGUGCAACUAUGAACAUUGGCAGAUCUGGGAAAACUAUAUUCUCACUAGCACUGACAUUGGGGAAUUUUCAGAAGCCAUUAAUGCUUAUCAUCGGCUCUUGGACUUAAGAGACAAAUACAAAGAUACUCAGGUCCUUACAGUUCUGGUCAGGGCAGUGAUGGAUGGGAUGGCUGAUCGUAGUGGAGAUGUUGCAUCUGGCCUCAGAGGAAAGCUGCAGGAGCUGUUUGGCAGAGUAACUUCAAGAGUGACGAACGACGGAGAAAUCUGGAGGCUAUAUGCCCAAGUGUGUGGAAAUGGGCAGAGUGACAAGCCUGAUGAAAAUGAAAAGGCGUUCCAGUAUCUCUCUAAGGCAUACAAGUGUGACACACAGUCCAGUUGUUGGGAGAAAGAUAUUACAUCAUUUAAGGAAGUGGUUCAGAGAGCCUUAGGACUCGCACAUGUGGCUAUAAAAUGCAGUAGAAGCAAAUCCAGUCCCCAAGAGGCUAUACAAGUGCUUUCUUCAGUGCGACUCAAUUUACGGGGCUUGUUAUCUAAAGCAAAGCAACUUUUUACAGAUGUGGUAAGUGGAGAAAUUUCCAGGGAGUUAGCUGAUGAAACAGCAGCAAUGGACACCUUAGUAACAGAGCUUCAAGACCUAAGCAACCAAUUUCGAAAUCAGUAUUGACCAUCCUCAGAACAGCUUCUGGAAAAGGUGCUUCACCUUCUGGAAUUUCUCUUAUACCUGUGUAUCUAAACUACAAGAUACUAAUUUUUUUAAUAAAUUUCUCUUGUAUGGGUAACAUUCUUUUGUGAUCUUUCCAAAUGUUUGAACUUUCUGAAAUACAUUAAAUAAAAUGUUCCUUCCUUCUUUCUUUAGGCUUAAUUACAGUUGAAUUCACUAUUUUUAUUAUCCUUCAGGUAUUUCAGCACAAAGAGCAAAAAAAAUGUAGUUUUCUUUUUAGCGUAGGGUUUAUUCUGUCACAGCCUAAAAUGAAUUAGAUCAUUCUUUGGAAAAAGUCUAAACAGGAAAAAAAGAAAUCACACGCUGCAAGUUUGUGGAAUCAUUAGAUUGGCUGAUGUGUUAUCCAAAAGUGAUAAAAGAGUACUUUUGGUGAUGGAAACCUUUACGCUUCUUGAGAUUUUGUAUUUGGGUCCAAAAGAUAUGGGCUUGGCUAAGUUAGAAAUGUGGGUAUGGUUUAACUUCUAAAUCAGGGAAAAUGCAAGAAAAAAAUGACAUAACUCAAAUUUUGACUCAGCCAUUAGCCACUAGUAACCAGGCUGACCCUCAUUGUGUAUACUGCCAGCCCUAAAGAUGGUUAUUUAAUAAGGUUAUUAUGAGUGAAGACAGCUAUAAAUGGUGCCAUAUUACAAAAAUGCCAAAGUAAAAUGUUUUCUUAGUAAUGUCUAUGGAAACAAAUAUUGAAGGCAGCAGCUGAGCUUAAUAAUCUCACUACAAAAGUCAUAGUAAGGAAUUUGAAGUCCUGGCUUGGGUUGCUGAAUAUUGGGUCCCAUGCAUAAGUCAUUUGACCCUUGCUGUUUUCCAUGUUCUUAUUUAUAAAAUGUGAAUAAUUUCUAUCCCUUGCUGCUUUGUGAGUUUCUACUGCCUUUGGAGAUUUAAAAAUAUGUAAUCCACAAAUGUAAGUAUUCUGACCAUUAAAAAAAAAGUUUUUAAAAAC
Messenger RNA from Aethalodelphis obliquidens (Pacific white-sided dolphin), 3793 nucleotides. It is a transcript of the gene TTC27, whose product is annotated as tetratricopeptide repeat domain 27. NCBI's taxonomy places the organism in Eukaryota, Metazoa, Chordata, Mammalia, Artiodactyla, Delphinidae. The transcript has 20 exons. Gene Ontology annotation, molecular function: protein binding. Bases 271 to 2802 code for a protein of 843 amino acids. The record is from RefSeq and is a predicted model, not a curated record.